This is a messenger RNA of Cannabis sativa, 2214 nucleotides long. RefSeq lists its product as uncharacterized. NCBI's taxonomy places the organism in Eukaryota, Viridiplantae, Streptophyta, Magnoliopsida, Rosales, Cannabaceae. The record is from RefSeq and is a predicted model, not a curated record. The transcript has 3 exons. The coding region runs from base 138 to 1778 and encodes 546 amino acids.
GAUUAGUUACCAAUUUUUUUUUUUAUUGUUAGGAAAAUAACCCUAACUUGGCUACGGUGCUCCGACGAGUACGAACGACGGCACCUCCAUCUUCGGUCCCUUCUCCUACUCCACUGGGUUUUGGUGUGACAGUGAUAAUGGAGGUUGAGUCUCCGCCUGGUUUUAGUAUGGACCAAAGUGAUGACGAAAGAGCUGAACUGAGCAUUUCUGAGCUCAUUUGUAAUCUCAGAUCGGCAUUCAGGAUCUCUGAUUUUGACCGGGUUGAGGAGAUUCUGAUCAAUAAAGAGAACAAGAUGAAGAAACAAAUCACUGAGUUGGAGUCUGAGAUUAUCCAAUUUGAUCUUGAGGUCAAGAGGCUGAGGAUAGUGAGUAGUGAGAAUAGAAUUUCGAGAGAGAAUGACGAGAUCAUGGAGGAGAGAGUGAAGGUGGCUGAAGAGGGAAUGAAAUUGGCUGAGAUGAAAGCAAGAGAAGCUGGUGACAAAAUUAGAGAGACAGAGGAAAAGGUUGUAAAAGCUGAAGAGGGAAAGAAAUUGGCUGAAGAAGGAAUGAAAUUGGCUGAGGAGAAAGCAAGAAAGCUUGGUGAAAAAGUAAGAGAGAAAGAGGAAAAGGUUAUAAAAGCCGAAGAGGGAACAAAAUUGGCUGAGGAGAAAGCAAGAGAAGCUGUUGACAGAGUUAGAGAGGCUGAGGAUAGAGUUAUGAAAGCUCAGGAGGGAAUGAAAUUGGCUGAGGAGAAAGUAAGAGAGACACGGGAAAAAGUUAUAAAAGCUGAAGAGGGAAUGAAAUUGGCUGAGGAGAAAGCGAGAGCAGCUGGUGAAACAGUGAGAGAGGCUGAGGAAAGAGUUAUGAAAGCUGAGGUGGAAACGAAGUUGGCUAGGGAGAAUUCUAAGAAAACAGAAGAAAUUUUAGAACGAUUGCGGAUAGAUUUGAAGAUGGCUGAUGAGAAAGCAAAAGAAGCUGGUGAAAAAGUAAGAGAGACAGAGGAAAAGGUUAUAAAAGCUGAAGAGGGAAUGAAAUUAGCUGAGGAGAAAACUAAAAUAACUGAAGAAAUGUGGAUGGAUUUAAAGAAGAUUGAGAGAGAAAAAGUGGUUGAGAUUGCUCAGCUCAAGGAGAAGAUCAAGGUUUUAGAGUCUGGGAAAAAUAGAGCUGAGGAUGAUAAUGAAGUUCGGGAGAAACUUUUUGAGGAAUUUGAGAAAAGGGCAAUCUUGUUAGAAGCUGAAACAGAAACUGCUUUGAAAAUGGAAUCUCUGGUUUCAAAGGUAACGGCCAUAGGUUCCACUGAGUCUAAUAAAGCAAACGGGGAGAAGGAUACAUGCAAAAAUGAUGGAUUUGCUGUUGUUUCGGGAUCUGAUCAUUUUCCUUCAUCUCCAACUUGUCUAAUAAACCAAGAUUUUCCAAGUGACAAGAAAUCUGAUUUUGAUGAAGGUUAUGGAAUGGGAUAUAGAAAUUUGCAUGAUAUAGGCCUUAUAGAUUUGGCAGAUUGGGAUAUUAAGCCCAUACUGUCUAAACGAAAAAGAUCUUGUUCCCCUAAUGUAAGUGAGAGCAAGCUGAAGCUUGAUGGUACAUGUACAAAUGAUGAUGAUGUUGAGAACAUAUCUCUAUCAAGAUAUGUUCAACUUGAAUGUGAAUACAAGACAAGAGAAGACAUAAGCUCUCAAACUACUCUUAACAAGCUAACAGUUGGUAAUAAGACUGAUGCUUUCAAUUUUGAGGUUAGUUCCUCAUCUGAAAGUUAUGAUUACAUUGAUUUGUUCGACGGUUUGAUGACAGACUUUAACUAAGAUAUGUGAGUGUAGAAGUCCAACAGGUUUGAACACCAUUUUGAUCUACUUGUUCAUCGGGGCAGUCACGAGGAUUCUUGUUUUCUGCAAUUUCUGAUCUUUUGUUGCUCGUUGUUCUUGCUUGCUUGUAAUUAUCGGUAUAGUUAGAUGCCAUUAAACUAACACAACAUGCUUGCCCAGAAUAUUUGUGUAUAUAUAUGUGAUUAGUCCAUUACCUUACCUUAGGAAGAGUCAGAAAAACCAUAUUCUUGCCUUUUGUUCCUCUUAGUCAAGGUAGAAAUGUUUCUUUUUCUCUUGCCCUUUUGUACAAAACUAGCUAAUUGACUGGUAUAGUCAAAGCUGAACAGAUAGUAGUAACAAUCUGUUAGUAUGUAUAUAUUUAUAUUUCUUUUUGCUUCAGGAAAACUAUAUCUCAAUACAAGAGGUGUUUUAUCAA